AUGGCAGUGUCUUUGAGCUCGCCUGGGAGCUCAAGUUCUUCCUCUUUCGACCCAUAUUCUGAAGAUGUCACAGAUUCAAAUUCACAGAAUAAGUCCCAUACCGGAACACCCGGACAAGAUGACAGUGAUGUUAUUGCCUCAAGUUCUCAUUCCGGCCAGCCUGUUUCACGCGGCCACCGUCUGGAGACCCGCAAGAAGGCAUCCACUGCUGGGAAAACUACUUCUGCCAUCAACAGUACCCAGUCUCGCCGGAAACGCAAACGCGGUGCAGCUGGUGACUAUCCAGCAGGGACCCAGAUUUCAGAUGCUCCGUACUCUUCAGAGUAUGAUAGCCGUCAUUUUGGUGUUAAAUCCCGAACAGACUCGCCAUCGAGUUUCGUGGAUGGCACAAAGCGUGUUAAGUUUAAAGAUGAUAUGAAGUCGGACUAUUCCGCAGAUCUAUCUAUGGAUACCAUACCCGAGGAUAAAUCCAAAUUACCAAGGGAAAUAUGGCAGCACAUUUUCACUUUUCUCCCGCCUGUUUCACUUGGACGUGUCUUGCAAGUUAACCGCUCUUUUAAAGCUUUGCUUACCACUGGUCAGUCCGAGUUGCCUACUGGCCGUGCAACUCCAGGCUCACUGAAAUAUGUUAAUCCCGUUCAUAUUUGGUCCAUUUCACGAAAGUCUUUCCAUUCAAGCAUGCCACGCCCUUUAACCCCUCUGUCUGAAAUGGAUAUGUGGAAGCUUAUCCGCGGAACCUCUUGCCAGUUUUGCAAUAAAACCGGAUCUGUUCAAUCACCAGAGAUUUCACCCUUUGAAAGUGGACCGGGAGAUACUGGAGUUAGAAUCAUUUGGCCAUUAGCCGUUCGAUCAUGCGGGGAGUGUUUAAAAGCAAAUUGUGACACAGAAAUGGACCUUCUCUUUUCCUCCACUUUACCUUCGGUCCUGGUCCCUGCUCUUCCAUUUGCAUUUUUCACAGCAUCGCUGCAUUAUGUUUCAUCCGUCUCACUUCGGGGAAAUCAACCUCCUGUCGGCAUGGUCCUUACAAAACAUUUUCUAAAAUCUCAGGUUGAGGAGCUGAAAUCUAGAUUUGAGGAAGUCAAAGCCUUAGGACCUGCGGCUGCUGAGGAAUGGAUGAAAGGCCUUGAUGGAAAUGGCAAAGACAAGAUUGCUGACGCAGCACGGUGGGAGCAGUGGGAAUUAGCGGGUGGCCUUCGCAGUCUUAAGUCACCACAGCAAGUACAGUCUAAUGGCACCAAGACACAACCUGCAAAGCUUGAGGCACCUGACACAGUUUCCACACGUCUUCCUAUCGGGAGCCAUCGACCAAGUAAUAGUCUUGGCGGCAGUGCUCCAGCCACUAACCUAGAUGCUACCAUUACUAGUCGGCCCCGCAGCACUGGUGCGCAGCCUGGUUUCCCACUCCCACCGAACUCCCAACUUUCACGAGAGCGUAACCUUCGUCAAAUCAACGAGGCAAAGGCCAGCCGUCGAAGCGAAAUCGAAAGACGAUGCGCAGAGCUUGAUCCGCCCCUUGCCCCCGAGGUUAUUAACCAUAUGGAAUCGUUUACAGCUGCGAUCCAGAUUACUCAUCCAUUUACUGAUAGAGAUUGGGAAAUCUUGAAACCUCGUCUUUUAGCUCAACGCGAGGUUGCUGAGCGUCGUGAAAAUGAGCGCAGGCUUCAUGACGCACUUCUUCAAGCAAAAUCUGAUGAGCGGCGCCAUCAAGAGGCGCAACUUAAGGAGGCCAAGGAACUACUUGACCGUGAAUGGGAGGACGUUCAAAAGCCAAUCAAAGAACGGAUGGCCGGCUAUGCCGACGAGAUCAUCCGUGAGGGUUGGCGUGGAGGCGAAGGGGUCACAAAAGAGAAGUGCCCCAAGUUUGCAGCCGACGUCAUUAUGUACGUUCGGAAGAGAUUCUUGGAAGAUUUAGCCCAAGAAGACGCGCGUGCUCGUGCUGAAGGGAAGCCAAUUGAAGAAGAUCCUCCAAACGGCCCUCCUCGACGCAAAAUCAUCUUAGAGAACAUGAAGUUUAUAUUUGACACGAAAAUCAAACUACUCACUGAACAGUUUCAAAAGGAGCUGUUUUUGUGCAAUGGUUGUGACAAUAAUGCCAAAUAUUACGGCUUCGAAGGUGUGAUUCAGCAUUAUGCUGCUAAACACACGAAUGUCCUCAGUUUAGGCAGCGUUGUUGUUCAUUGGCGAGCAGAAUGGCCUGAACGUCCUCCUUUCAACCCUGAUCCUGCUUCUGCAAAACUGCUCAUGUAUCCCAUGCCACGUCCGCAUGGUGGCCAGCCACAUAUGGGAUACACAAACCCACAGCCAUCCCCUGGCCCAUACAAUAGAACGCCGUAUGGCACACCCUAUGCCUAUGGGACUGGUCCUUAUCGACCACCUUCUCCUCAAUAUUACCCUCCCCCUCCCCCGGGCUAUGGGUUCUCUCCUCAACAGCCAGCCUACCCUCCGGGUCCUUACGAGCAACACCCGCCACCAAAUCCUACAUAUGGGUCGCCAUUCCCCGGCCAGCCGUAUCCGCCACCUUAUCCUCCAGCAGAUCCAGGAAGGCAUCCAGGACCACCAUACCAACCACCUUACAGCGGGCCAAGCCACCCACCCGGGCCUUACAAUCCCCCAUACCCAUCUGCUGCGCAUCAUUCAAGGCCACCAGCUGGUGCUCACAAGCCAAAUCAAGGUAGCCAAUCGUUUGGGCUGUACCAAACGCAUCUAGAUGAAAUCGCCAAAAAUGCCCGAAGUGUUUGGAAUGGCACCUCUGGAAUCAAGGAUCUCCCCCACAAUGUGCGAGCACACGUUGUAAUUCAUCAUGUUACUACUCGGUUUGUGGACAAGUUCGGGCAAGAGCCGGCCCUCACGCUUUUCUCCGAUGGAUUGAAUUCUCAUCCUCAAAUGAAACCAAUUAGAAAUCUCAGUGGCUUGGUUUGUAAAGCCUGUGCUGAUAUGGUGAGCACACGUCGUUCUCGUCAACAUGAUUCCCGAAAUGACCGGAAAAUGUAUCAUCUUCCGGCUCUCUUCAGCCAUUUCCAGUCAGUUCACAUUGACGCAGCGGCGCCUGAUGGCAGUCAGCCUGAUUGGAAGGUGCAUAUGCUACUAUUGCCAGACAAUACCGUUAUAUCUUCGUUGGGUCAAGCUCCCGGCAUGGAUCAAGCAAAGUUCCACCUGAUUACUUCCGCCUUUCCCUGGGUAUUUUCCCCAAUCACUGCACCUAUUGCGCCGGCGCCAGUGAAAGCUGUGAUGAAGCCAAACAUCCAUAGUACCUUUGAAUCGAAGACUGGUGAACAUACAAAAUACCCCGCUGCUAGUCACGGAGGUAAGAAGUCAGUCAACCAUCCAGUCCUCGAGGUUGCCGUGGAUGACUUCCCGAGAUUUGUUGAAUCUCCAGAUGAUUCAAAGCACUUCCAACCCCCGCGCGAUGACGAGUAUGACCCCCACCGGCCAGCAUUUAUCGAAACUGCAGGGGAUCCCUACGCUCGGGCUCCUCGUGGCAAUGCUGGAUCUCGUGAAAAGGUUCAAGGGAAGCAUCGUCAGGUGGAAGUGUCUCCUGGAGAAGAUGCUGAGAUGCAGGCCGACGGUAGACGCCCCCGUCAACAGCAACAGAAACAUUCAUCUCAUGGAAAACAACGUGCUGCAAAAUCUGGUGGUGCAGCCUUGGUACCUUCAGCAGCGGGCGGUGGACCAUCGCAGCCUGGUACAAACCGCCCUAAAAGCCGAAAUGUAUCAGAAGAUGGUGAGGUCGCGGAGUCCAAUGAGGCCAAGAUUGAGGGCCCCUCUCCUACCGAAGAGAUGAAUGCAGCCGAGCAUUUCUUGAAUAACUUCGUGCCUGGUCAGGAUCAAGGUGACUUUGGAACAACUUCGCGAGGGUCCAAUCCGCAAACACAAGUUGAAUCUAGAGGCAAAUGGCCCAAAUCGACCGCUGCAGAGGAGCGAGAAUGGCGUGCUUCAGCCAAUCCACAUGCCGGUGUUGAAGCAGGCCACGCAGCCCAGCCAGGCCGUGGCGGAAAAUCUAAUGGCUGGACUGGACGAGGCAAGAGUCCUGCUGUGGGGCGUGAAUAUCGUGAAUUUGACCCAAGGGGCGAAGCAUUCGACAUGCAUAGCGGCCCCCCUUCAGUUCGCGGAGACGUUCUCACGCCCGAUCAGACUGAAGGUCGUGGCCGAGGACGUGUAGCUACUACCGACGUGAAAAGUGGAGCGGAGGCUCGAGUCGGACGAUCGCAUAAUAGGUUCGAACGGUACGAAGCUCAGAGGCAAGAGUCUCUUCGACCACGCUCACGAUCCCCCUUACCACAAGAACGAGCUUCGGUAGAGUACUACCGUAACCGUAGCCCUCGAGCGAGACAGAGAGCCACCGCCAUAGCCCCGUCCCAUCCGCAGGAAGCCUAUGUUGAACGUAUUCCCAUUGACCAUCCCUCUUACGCCAGAGCACCAACACAAGGCCAGUACCGCUACGUCGAAGAGUAUAUCGAGCCAUCUUAUGAAGGUGCUGUGGAGUAUGUCCCUGUGCGUGUUGCGGCUCGCGAGCCACAGAACGCAGGUCAGUACUACAUUGAACGUCCGAUCCAUCGUGGCGUUCCACCAGAAUACGUUGACUAUGAUAUGGAAUAUUCCCGAUAUCCUGCUAUCGAACAACCCCAGCAUUAUUAUCAUGGACCAAGCGCACGAGAUAUUCCCGAAGGCCCUCCGGUUGGUUCACGCCGUGCCAGGUAUAGGUAA
This is a messenger RNA of Nannizzia gypsea CBS 118893, 4704 nucleotides long. RefSeq lists its product as hypothetical. Lineage: Eukaryota; Fungi; Ascomycota; Eurotiomycetes; Onygenales; Arthrodermataceae. Bases 1 to 4704 code for a protein of 1567 amino acids. The transcript has 3 exons. The record is from RefSeq and is a predicted model, not a curated record. Gene Ontology annotation, molecular function: protein binding.